GCUUAGAUCCUCCUCUUCUUUGUUGACCCAAAUUAGGGUUUAACAUUUUCUUUUUUAAUUUUUUCAAUAUUGGGCUUUUCUUGUUGCAAUUUGGGUGCCCAUUAAGCUUCAAAAGUUUUCUUCUUUUCAAAACUCUUAAUUCGCCCACUGGGUUACUGGGUUUUUGAGGAUAAGAGGAAGGCUAUGAACUUGUGUAUUCUUUUAUUGGGUUUCGAAAUUAAUUAAAGAAGCUGGUUGAGUUGGUUUUCCAAAUAGAUAACGGAAGAUGAUUGCGGAGAAACCUGGUUGGGUUAGGCAUGAGGGAAUGCAGAUUUUCUCCAUUGAUAUUCAGCCUGGUGGGCUCAGGUUUGCUACUGGUGGAGGUGACCACAAGGUUCGAAUUUGGAACUUGAAAUCGGUUGGUAGGAGUUUGGAAAAUGAUGAAUCAACACAAAGGCUUCUUGCAACACUUCGUGAUCAUUUUGGGUCAGUCAACUGCGUUAGGUGGGCUAAGCAUGGUCGGUAUAUUGCAUCAGGGUCUGAUGAUCAGGUGAUUUUGGUUCAUGAGAGGAAGCCUGGUUCUGGAACUACUGAGUUUGGUAGUGGAGAGCCCCCAGAUAUUGAGAACUGGAAAGUUGCUAUGACUUUGAGAGGACACACUGCCGAUGUGGUGGAUCUUAAUUGGUCUCCUGAUGACUCAAUAUUGGCUAGUGGAAGUUUAGACAACACCAUCCAUAUAUGGAAUAUGAACAAUGGCAUAUGUAUUGCUGUUCUUAGGGGUCAUUCAAGCUUGGUUAAAGGAGUAGCCUGGGAUCCUAUUGGCUCCUUCAUAGCGAGUCAAUCUGAUGAUAAGACUGUCAUUAUAUGGCGAACAAGUGAUUGGAAUCUUGCUCACAGAACUGAUGGCCACUGGGCAAAAUCAUUGGGAUCUACAUUUUUUAGACGGCUUGGAUGGUCUCCUUGUGGCCAUUUCAUAACAACUACUCACGGUUUCCAGAAGCCAAGACAUUCAGCACCUGUUUUAGAGAGAGGAGAGUGGGCAGCAACAUUUGACUUCCUAGGACAUAAUGCCCCAAUUAUAGUGGUGAAGUUUAAUCAUUCAAUGUUCAGGAGGAAUUCCUCCGAUUUACAAGAAGUGAAAGCUGGACCUGUUGGGUGGACAAAUGGGCCAUCUAAGAUUGGAGGGAAAGAAUCGCAGCCGUACAAUGUUAUUGCAAUUGGAAGUCAAGAUCGUACUAUUACUGUAUGGACUACAGCUAGUCCUCGCCCUCUCUUUGUAGCCAAGCAUUUUUUUUCUCAAAGUGUUGUGGAUUUAUCCUGGAGUCCUGAUGGGUAUUCACUUUUUGCAUGUUCCUUAGAUGGAACAAUUGCUACUUUCCACUUUGAGGCAAACGAAUUGGGUUGUAGAUUGAGUGAUGAUGAACUUGAUGAGUUAAAGCGGAGUCGUUAUGGUGAUGUCAGAGGUCGACAAGCAAAUCUAGUAGAGAGUCCAGCACAAUUAUUGCUGGAAACAGCCUCAGCUAAGCAAAAUACAACUAAAAAAGUGGUUUCAAAUGUUCAACCAAUUCAGGCACCUUCAAAGUCUUCUGUCAAUGUAGAAGUUACCACAAAGACUUCUGAACCUCAAGUUGAUGAUGCAAAGAAAAAUGGGGGAGCUGUUGGUGAUGGUGGGUUGAAUAAAGUGGCAACUUCAGGCCGAAUUUCUAGUCCAGUAAAACAAAAAGAAUAUAGACGCCCUGAUGGUAGAAAGAGGAUCAUUCCAGAAGCAGUGGGUCUGCCUGUUCAGCAGGAAAGUAUUCCAGGCGGUGCGACAUCUCAAACGCUUGAGUUCCCUCUUGUGCCAUGUGAUAACAGAAAGAAUAAUGGGGUGGUUCUCAUGGAUGGUGGUACAAGAGAAGUUGUGAGGGGGACACUAGGCAGAAGCUCUGACAUGAAGGAGCGUACUGGAGUUACUGCCAGGGCUACUGUUACUGAGAGCCUGGUUAUUGAGAAGGUUUUGGUACCUGCAGGUGGAGAUGGAAGUGUUAAUGUGGAACAGUCUGGGAGUUCAAAGGCUUCUGGUUCUUUGGCUACUUACAGUACAACUCUUUCUAUUAGGGUAUUUGAUAAGAAAGAAGCAGUAGAUACUGUACCAGUUUGCUUGGAAGCUUGUCCGAGAGAGCAUGCUGUAAAUGACAUUGUUGGAAUGGGAAAUACAUGUAUGAUGAAAGAAACAGAAGUUGUUUGCAAAAGAGGAACCCAAACUCUUUGGUUUGACAGGAUUAUUGGGAAGGUCACUGUUUUAGCUGGAAAUGCUAACUUCUGGGCUGUUGGGUGUGAAGAUGGUUGCCUACAGGUUUAUUCUAAAUGCGGAAGACGUGCUAUGCCAACCAUGAUGCUGGGAUCAGCUGCCACAUUUAUGGACUGUGAUGAGAGUUGGAAAUUGUUACUUGUCACAAGGAAGGGAUCCUUGUAUGUAUGGGAUCUCUUCAACAGGAAGUGUCUGCUUCAUGAUUCAUUGGCAUCUCUUAUCACUGAAGAUCUGAUUUCAUCUACUAAAGGUGCAGGCAAAAUCAAAGUCAUAUCUGCCAAAUUAUCAAAAUCAGGUUCUCCCCUCAUUGUUCUGGCCACACGCCAUGCGUUCCUCUUUGACACAAGUCUCAUGUGCUGGCUGAGGGUUGCAGAUGAUUGCUUUCCAGCAUCAAAUUUUGCCAGCUCCUGGAAUUUUGGUUCAGUUCAGAGUGGUGAGCUGGCUGCAUUGCAGGUGGAUGUUAGGAAAUAUUUAGCGAGAAAGCCAGGCUGGAGCAGGGUAACUGAUGAUGGAGUGCAGACACGUGCUCAUUUGGAAUCUCAGUUGGCAUCUUCGUUGGCUAUGAGAUCUCCCAAUGAAUAUCGCCAGUGCCUCCUUUCCUACAUCCGCUUUCUAGCAAGGGAAGCAGAUGAGUCUCGUUUACGAGAAGUUUGUGAAGGUUUUCUUGGACCUCCAACUGGGAUGGUUGAAGCCACAUCCACAUCUGAAGAUUUAAAGAAUACGACAUGGGAACCUUGUGUGCUUGGAAUGAGAAAGCACAAACUUUUAAGAGAGGAUAUACUUCCUGCAAUGGCAACAAAUAGGAAAGUCCAGCGGUUGCUCAAUGAGUUUAUGGAUCUCCUGUCUGAAUAUGAAAGUACUGAAAUUAACAUAGAGCAAAAAGAUCCUGCAUCUCCCACUAUAUCCGCAUUAGCAACUGACCAAAUGGACUCUGCUCCACCUGCUACUGACCAAGUGAAUUCUACCCUACCGGAUAUUGAUCAAAUGGACUCUGCCCCUAUAGGAAUUGAUAUAAUGGACUCCACCCCAUUGGUGAUUAACCAAAUGGCCAACACCACACCAGCAACAAACCAAAUGGACACGAACCUAGCAGCAUCUGAUAAAAUGGACUCUGCCCUGCCAGCAACUGACCAGAUGGACUGUACCUCAACAUCAACCGACCAGAUGGACUGUACCUCAGCAUCAACCGACCAGAUGGAACCUGCCCCACAAGCAACUGACCAGCUGGAACCUGUCCCACCCGCAAUUGAUCAGAUGGACUCUGCUUCCCUUGCAACUGAUCAAGAGGACUCCAUUACACUGGCUACAGAUGGGACGGACCCUGCGGCUCUGGCAUCAGAUAAAGUGAAUUCAGUUUUACCAAUGACAGAACAAGUAAAUUUAGAACCUGUACCAGAUCAAGGUAAUCUUGCCCCAGCUGCACAAGAUUCUGGUUCCUAAAUUCUGCAUCUUGAGAUGAUAAGCAUCAGAGGUAUUUUUUUAAUAUAAGAACUUACUUAUUGAUGGUGUUGCUGAACAGUGAAGUGGACAAAGAUACAUCUUUUGCUUUUUGGUUUAUUCUUCCCUCUUCAGCUUAUUGCAUGAAAUCCAUCCUUCUAGUAUCUGCAGUAAAAAAUCUAUUUCAAUUUAAAUAGCUGUGGUUUCUCUCUUAUGAUACCUCGGAAUGUAACAGAGGAUCUCACUCGGAAUGUAACAGAGGAUCUCACUCCUUUAGUUAACAAAUUUUCAAUAUCUUCUCAUUUAUAGGAUUGUGUAGCCAAUUUAAUGGAUUUAAUUUCUUGUAAAAAUUUUAGGCAUAAUGUGAAUCAGAUUAGUGGAUAGGUUAUCUUCA
Molecule: messenger RNA, 4100 nt
Organism: Mangifera indica (mango)
Lineage: Eukaryota; Viridiplantae; Streptophyta; Magnoliopsida; Sapindales; Anacardiaceae
Product: protein HIRA-like
Exons: 11
Coding region: 266-3709 (1147 amino acids)
Biological process (GO): DNA-templated transcription; regulation of DNA-templated transcription; chromatin remodeling
Cellular component (GO): nucleus; HIR complex
Molecular function (GO): nucleosome binding; protein binding
Source: RefSeq, a predicted model, not a curated record